This is a messenger RNA of Amaranthus tricolor (Joseph's coat), 1442 nucleotides long. RefSeq names its product senescence/dehydration-associated protein At4g35985, chloroplastic. The record is from RefSeq and is a predicted model, not a curated record. Bases 124 to 1236 code for a protein of 370 amino acids. Gene Ontology annotation, cellular component: plasma membrane. Lineage: Eukaryota; Viridiplantae; Streptophyta; Magnoliopsida; Caryophyllales; Amaranthaceae. The transcript has 5 exons.
AAUUGAAUGCAAGUAUUUCAAAAUGAAAAAUUAUAUAUGAUAUACUUGUAUCAACUUAUAUCAAAUGUACUUCCUCUUAAGUCCUAACACUCAAAAGGGCCAAAACCAAAACAAAAAAUUAAGAUGAAAUCUUUUAGCCUUUUUAGUCCAAAAUCACCUUCAUCUCAAACAAAACCAACAUCAAAGAAUGAACAAGAAAAACUACCCCAAACCAAUUUGAACAUAAAACAUGAACUAUUGCUUAGAAUUCAAGGGUGUGUUGUAAACUUAAUGGAAGAAGGUGAAAGCAUAGAGCUAGGAAGAGGUGAUUUCUCUAUAUACAUGCUAUCGGAUCGAAACGUCUCCAUUGCAACCAUAAUCAAGGUCUCUAAUAACCUCCAAUGGCCACUAACCAAAGACGAACCAAUUGUGAAGCUUGAUGCUUUUCAUUAUCUUUUUACAUUGCCUAUGAAAGAAGGUGUUCAUUUGAACUAUGGAGUGACUUUUUCUCAAAGAAGUGACCCUAAAUUGUUGGGUAGUUUGGAUGAUUUUCUAAGAGAUCAUUCUUGUUUUUCAUGCCCUAAUAAUCAUAAAGGAAGAAAUGAUCUUGAUUGGAAGGAUUUUGCUCCUAAGGUUGAAGCAUAUAAUGGAAUUUUGGCUAGGGCUAUUGCUGGUGGGACUGGCCAUAUUGUUAAAGGGAUUUUUAUGUGUAGUAACGCUUACACUAACCAGGUUCGAAAUGGAGGACAAAUGAUUUUUAGCCAAGAGAAUAAUAACAAUGUGAGAAUAACAAGGACACAUAGCAAAAGUAACAAUAACUCCAUGAAUCAGAGCAUAAAGCGUGUGAGAAAGCUAUCGGAUACGACUGAGAAAAUGAGCCAAGUGAUGCUACAAGGAGUGGGAAUAGCCACAGGUUCAGUGAUGGGGCCUUUGGUUAAUUCCAAACACGGUAGAACAUUUUUCUCUUUGAUGCCUGGAGAGGUUCUUCUUGCUUCCCUGGAUGCUAUUGAUAAGAUAAUGUGUGCAGCUGAAGCAGCUGAGAAACAGGCACUCAAUGCAACCUCAGGUGCUGCUGUUAGGAUGGUUUCCAACAGGUAUGGAGAAAAUGCAGGGGUGGCAACAGAAGAUGCACUGGCAACCGCUGGACAUUGUGCCGGCACGGCUUGGAACAUUCUCAAAAUGAGGAGGGCUAUGACUCCGGCUGCCGCAGCUUCCUCCGGAGCUCUUAGGGGUACAGGGAAAACCAUCAAAUUUUAAUCAUAUGAUAUUAUGAUGGGAUUAUUAUUUUUAUUAUAUUUUAUGUUUCUGAAGUCUAAAAGCAAUGUUAGGACUCGUAUAAUAUUAUUGAUAGAGUAUAUACUGUAAUGUGUUUUAUAAGUCAACUAUCUGCUUACGUUGAUAGUCAAUAUUUAAGAGUUAUAAUCAUCAGCUUAAUUUUAAGUUAACACUAUCCAUUAUAUCAA